This is a messenger RNA of Nelumbo nucifera (sacred lotus), 1720 nucleotides long. RefSeq names its product regulatory particle non-ATPase 10 (gene RPN10). Lineage: Eukaryota; Viridiplantae; Streptophyta; Magnoliopsida; Proteales; Nelumbonaceae. Gene Ontology annotation, cellular component: proteasome regulatory particle, base subcomplex; cytosol; nucleus. Gene Ontology annotation, biological process: proteasome-mediated ubiquitin-dependent protein catabolic process. Gene Ontology annotation, molecular function: polyubiquitin modification-dependent protein binding. The record is from RefSeq and is a predicted model, not a curated record.
AAAAUAAUCAGAUCAUCCAUCCCCUACUUAUUGUGCAAGGAAGCAUCCAAGCAGAAGUUCAAUAAAAUUACAGAGUGACUAGAACUCCAAGGUCCGUCUCGAUUCGUCGCUGUUGCUCCUCCUCUAACCUUCCACCAUGGUGCUUGAGGCUACUAUGAUCUGUAUCGAUAAUUCGGAAUGGAUGCGAAACGGUGAUUACACACCCACUCGGUUUCAAGCGCAAGCAGAUGCUGUUAAUCUCAUAUGCGGAGCUAAAACACAGUCAAAUCCUGAGAAUACUGUGGGAGUUCUAACAAUGGCUGGCAAAGGAGUUCGUGUUUUGGUCACACCGACCAGUGAUCUCGGCAAGAUAUUGGCUUGCAUGCACGGGUUAGAAAUAGGUGGUGAGAUGAACUUGGCUGCAGGGAUUCAGGUAGCUCAGCUAGCUCUUAAACAUCGCCAAAACAAAAAGCAACAACAAAGAAUUAUUGUUUUUGCUGGAAGUCCAGUCAAAUAUGACAAGAAGGUAUUAGAAACAAUUGGAAGAAAGUUAAAAAAGAACAGUGUAGCUCUUGAUAUUGUUGAUUUUGGUGAGGGAGAUGAUGGAAAGCCAGAAAAACUGGAGGCCCUCCUUUCUGCUGUAAAUAAUAAUGACAGCAGUCACAUCAUUCAUGUUCCACCUGGUCCAAAUGCUCUUUCCGAUGUACUCAUAAGCACUCCUGUAUUCACUGGGGAUGGGGAAGGGGGAAGUGGCUUUGCAGCUGCGGCAGCAGCAGCGGCUGCAGCAGGUGGGGUGUCAGGCUUUGAUUUUGGUGUUGAUCCCAAUUUAGAUCCUGAGCUAGCCCUUGCCCUUAGAGUUUCCAUGGAAGAAGAAAGAGCAAGGCAAGAAGCUGCUGCUAAAAGGGCUGCAGAGGAAGCUGCCAGACAAGAAAAAGGAGGCGAACAGCCAUCAAAUUCACAAGAUACAACCAUGACUGAACACAAAACUAUUACAGCUCCUGAAGCUGAGAAUAAAAAGAAUGAUCUAAUGGAUGAUGAGACUGCAUUGCUAGAACAGGCCCUUGCAAUGUCAAUGGAUGAUCCUAGGACUAGUAACUCUAUGGGUGACACAGAUAUGUCAGAGGCAACUACAGAGGACCAAGAUUUGGCCUUUGCCCUUCAGAUGUCUGUGCAAGACAAUCCAAAAGAUUCAGCUUCCCAGACAGAGAUGAACAAGGUCCUGGGGGACCAGUCUUUUGUGUCAUCUAUCCUUGCUUCGCUUCCAGGAGUUGACCCAAAUGACCCUUCUGUAAAAGAUUUGCUUGCGUCUUUGCAAGGCCAAUCAGAGGCUGAGCAGAAGAACGACGACAAGCCACCAAACGAGGACAAGUGAUGAUUCUUGGAAACUGUUGCUGGUUUCUUAGGAGAUAAGCUCAUUGUUUUCAUCUUUUUUAGUGUACGAAGAGGCGUGGGUUCCAUCUACUGAAUUCUCAAAAAUCUAUUCUUAUUGUUCAGAUGUUUCUUGUGGAAGAAUCAUGGAAUUACAGAAAGUUGGAUUAAUGUUAAUUUAUUAGAUAAUGCCAUCGUUAAUGAUUAGUAAUUAGGUAAUGCUAUGAGAUUGAGAGGAAGGACAAACAUGCGAAUGAUGUUCCAACUUUUGAAGUGGAGGGCAUUAUGUUUUAAAAAGAUAAAAAUCAUUGUCGACUCCAUGUACAAUUAAUUUUAUGAUUUAUAUCCAAUUUAAUUAUAUACUAUUGGAUUU